UCUCCCCUCCCGUCCUCCGCUCCCGCACAUGCGCACUGGCAGCAGCUGUUAGCAGAGAGCCGCGGCAGCACGAGGAGGCGAGCAGCGAGAUAAAGUGGAAUAACAACAGAAUAAAGUGAAGAAAAGAGAGAAUAAAGGAGAGGUUGGAGAGAGGAGAGCGAGCCGGAGGAGGGAUGAACCAACUGGAGCGUCCAAAAGACGAGGAGGACCAGGAGGAGACAGACUGUCACCAUGACAACAGUGAUGGGACCAACAAUAACAACAACAACAACAGACGCAGGACGGUGUGUCCCGGGGCAGGAGAGCACCCUCUGCAGUAUAACUACACCUUCUGGUACAGCAGGAGAACUCCCAGCAGACCGGCCAGCUCUCAGAGCUACGAGCAGAACAUCAGACAGAUAGGCAGCGUGGCAUCGGUGGAGCAGUUCUGGAGGUUCUACAGUCACCUGGUGCGUCCCGGUGAUCUGAGUGGACACAGUGACUUCCACCUCUUCAAAGAGGGAAUCAAACCCAUGUGGGAGGACGAGUCUAACCGCAGCGGGGGGAAGUGGAUCAUCCGACUGCGUAAGGGUCUAGCGAGCCGGUUCUGGGAGAACAUCAUCCUGGCCAUGCUGGGGGAGCAGUUCAUGGUGGGGGAGGAGAUCUGCGGAGCUGUCGUCUCCAUACGCUUCCAGGAGGACAUCCUGUCUAUCUGGAACAGGACGUCCAACGACCAGACGACGACGUCCAGAAUCAGAGACACGCUGAGACGAGUCCUGAACCUCCCGACCAACUCCAUCAUGGAGUACAAGACCCACACAGACAGCCUCAGGGACAACUCGAGCUUCAGAAACACAAAGAUUUCCAUCUGAAGACCUCCUGACCAAUCAGGACGCAGAUCACCAUCCUUACACUCUGGUGUGUGUGUGUGUGUGUGUGUGUGUGUGUGUGUGUGUGUGUGUGUGUGUGUGUGUGUGUGUGUGUGUGUGUGUGUGUGUGUGUGUGUGUGUGUGUGUGUGUGUGUGUGUGUGUGUGUGUGUGUGUGUUGACUGGACCAAUAAAGGAACUGAAGUAGUUUUAUUGUUUGAUUAUUGAUCGGCAGCUGAAUAAUAAGAGAGAGUGUGCUGGUCUCUGUCAGCCUCCAGAGUUUCUCAUUUUCACUGUUUGUUUUAUUUGUGUAAAAUAAAACUGAAUUUCUAUUAA
Perca fluviatilis (European perch) is the source of this 1182-nucleotide messenger RNA. RefSeq names its product eukaryotic translation initiation factor 4E family member 2 related sequence 1 (gene eif4e2rs1). The coding region runs from base 174 to 851 and encodes 225 amino acids. The record is from RefSeq and is a predicted model, not a curated record. Lineage: Eukaryota; Metazoa; Chordata; Actinopteri; Perciformes; Percidae. Gene Ontology annotation, cellular component: eukaryotic translation initiation factor 4F complex; cytoplasm. Gene Ontology annotation, biological process: translational initiation. The transcript has 7 exons. Gene Ontology annotation, molecular function: translation initiation factor activity; RNA 7-methylguanosine cap binding.